This is a messenger RNA of Emiliania huxleyi CCMP1516, 1068 nucleotides long. RefSeq lists its product as hypothetical. The transcript has a single exon. NCBI's taxonomy places the organism in Eukaryota, Haptophyta, Isochrysidales, Noelaerhabdaceae. The record is from RefSeq and is a predicted model, not a curated record. The coding region runs from base 1 to 1068 and encodes 355 amino acids.
AUGACACCUGCGGCAGCGAUCCUUGAAAGGGGCGGAGGAAUCGGAUUCGAUCAGUGCAGUGCCGGGUCCUACAGCUGGCCGGGGAUCCCGAUCGGCCUGCCGGGCGGGAAUUAUCUCGAGAUGUGCGUGCCAACCAAGUGCAGCUUCUCGACGACCGACAAGCUCCUCCGCUUUGCAGCUGGCGACCUGUGGAAUAACCAGGCGCGCAGCACUAUUCUCGGCACCUCAUGCAGGAACCCUGCUCCCGGCGAGGCCGGCAACGCCACGAAACGGGCCUAUUUGAUUGUCCGGAAUCCCUACGAGCGGCUGCUCUCCGCUUUCCUGGGCCAGGUGGCGGCUCCGUCAUCAGGUGGCUCGCACCGCGACCAAGACGCUCGGGCGCACCUCCACCUGCCUUUCGGCCCGAAUGGGAGUAGCCAUGCGAGGUACGGGGCGUUUCAGCCGACUCCGGAGAGUUUCGCCGAUUUUGUACUUCAGCUCACGGCCAAGCCGCCGGGUCUAGGCGGUAAGCUCCACGGCGGCGGCCAGCUCCAGGGUUUUGCAAGUGAUCAUCUGGAGCCGAUCACUUCCUCGCCGCGCCACUGCCUGCGUCCUGAGUACCGGUGGGGCCGGCCAUGGCAGGACUACUACACCGUGCUCAAGUUGGAGCAGCAGACAGAUUGGUAUGCGGAUUGGGUCAGGGACAACCGGCUCGCGCGCUGGACCCAAAGCCGCAGGUGGCCUGGAGGGUGCUUCUGGCGGGCUCCCAAUAAGUCGUGCGCGGAGACACUGUCUGUUCGCAGCGUCACGGUCAACGCCUCAGCAAGUUUACCAAAGCGCCGUUGCCAGGCGGCCAGCGGGCACAACACCGGCACCUGCCUGACGCUCCGCAAGUUUUACACAGACGCGCUCGCGGCACUUGUCACCGCCUACGCCGCGGAGGAUUUGAAGGCCUUCAGCUACCCUGCGUGGCUUCCCAGCUGGGGCCCUGCCCCGGAGGCGGGACCUCCAGUGUCGGAGCGGGGCACCUACGGACAGACACGCGCGGCCUCUUGGUCUUGCUCGUGCCGAGGGUCGAAAUAUUCAUAG